AUGGGAUCCGCACAAAGUUCUCAAAGUCCGAUCGCAGAAGAUGUCUCACCCAAGAGUGAUCAGAAGGCUAAGCAGGUACUGGAUCCUCCUCUUAACGAGGCCGCAUGCUAUUGUGAAAACGGGAAAAAUAUCCUUGUCAUUGGACCGACUGGGGCGGGCAAGACAUCGCUCAUCAAGUUGGCGACGGGAAUCGAAAUAGAAGCGGGACACUCGGCGGAGACAGACACCAACGACCUGAAUAGCUAUGGUAUUACGAUUGAUGACCAAGCCUUUGCCUUCAUCGAUACACCGGGAUUCAGCGACCUAGAUAACGAUAGCCAUGAUACAGCGAUCAAGAUCUGUCAAUGGCUCUGCGACUACAUCUUUGCGCCAGGUGUUGAGAUCCAUGGCGUCCUAUAUCUACAAGACAUCGGCGUUCCAAAGCGAACAUUGGCAAUGCAGUGUACUGCGGAAUUCCUACAGGCCCUGGUUGGAGAAAAUUCUCAUUCAGGCACCGCGUUGGUAGCAACAAAAUGGGACGCUCUCAAUCAAAAUAAGCUCUCGAGCUUUAAGGCGAGACAAACGGCCUGGCAGACCACAGGGAUUUGGCACCCAUUCGUCAGCACUGGUGCGACAUCAUUCCGACAUUACGGAAUAACCAGCACCGCUGAUGACGAAGAAGCGGACCUUCAAGCUGCCCAGCAAAGUAUGCGGGAUAUCGUAUCUCAUUUCACUGCUGCUGAUCCAGUAAACCUCCAGCUGCGCCAGCAAUUCCGCAGCGACGGCGAAAAGGGGGCAACAGCCAAGUGGCUUACCAAUGCCAUGCCAACUCUUAGUAGAUUCCAUAAACAGCCUAUUUCUCGCGGUGUCUCGGGAGAGGGUUCCUUGCAACAAGACCAGAAAACCAGUGGCUCUUCCAAUUGGACGACCGGCAUUGCGGUAAUUGGAUCUGCGGUUGCAGGUGGUCAUGCAUAUCACCGGAGAGAUGAUAUCAGGAGAGGCAUAAAUACAGGUCGGGAUGUCAUCUCCCGGAUGAAGUGGGAAGUAAAACCGAGUGAUUUUAGCAGGGAUAUGAAACCUGGGGUAUCAUUCGGAGGAAGCCUGAUUGCGACCGCCAAUAUCCAUGUUGCAACUGCAUCAAGCGAGAAUAUUUGCCAUUAUGACGCUGAACCGAAGGGCUGCCAACCUACGCGAAGCGGUUCUGGUGAGAGUGAUCCUUUGGAAACCAGUCGUGGCACGAAUAUAGUGCAUACCCGCCAACCUGCUGAACCGAGCAACGAGUGGUCUAGCGAGGUUCAGGACAAAAUUCGAGAUUUUGGAUACUCCAACCACGGCAGUUACAAUUCCAUGAGCCUAUUGUGUACUGCUGAGCUGUAUGGCGGCCAGGCCACUACUUUAUCUAGCUCCCGUACCACAAACCAGGCCACUUCCCGAAAUGAUGCGAACCGCAAGUAUAAGGAAGCAGUCCGCCAGCUACCUUCACGAGCCUGCAUUGACCUAUUGGUCCAAACCUUUUUCUCUGACAUCAAUUGGCAGUACGACCUGCUUGACGAGGAAUCCUUCAAGGAGGACCUGGUCGCAUGGAGAGAGAUCUCAUAUUCCGACCUUCAAGUGAGCUUCGAAAGAUUACCGCUCGGGACCGUUGUGUUUCCAGCUCUCUUGUUUCAAGUCCUCGCACACGCCCUUCUUUUUCAUCCUCCUCAUGAUGAAGUGAUCAGCUCUCUUAUUACCGUGGCUGGUAUGACCUUCCAUGACCUAGGAGGCGAAUAUAGCGACACAGGUGCUGAAUUACUCGCACUUCUGGGGAAGAAGAAUAUAAAAAUCGCCAUGGUACAAGCAGGUUUGCUACGAGCCUCGUUCUUGAAGAGCAGUGGUAAUGUUGUUGAAGCCUGGCAUACACUUGGGGCAGUAAUCCGUGAUGCACAGGAGAUUGGCCUACAUACCGGACGAAUUGUAUUUGAUCAAUCACCAGUGGGACCGAAGCGCGGGAGAGAAAGUGUUAGUCUUGUGGGUCACAGAGUCUGGGUGGUUUUACAUAUUUGGGACGUCCACAUGGCUGUCGUCCUCGGUCGACCGAUUGCUACCAAUAUUCAAAUCGAUCGCUUCGCUCGCACAGUAGAGGACGAGGAAAACCGGCGAGAAUUAUUUUCCCAUUGGCAAACCGAGACCGAUCCGCCUCGACCAUUUGAUAUCAUCCUCGCCGGCUACAAUGUGGCCUAUCGAUAUUUCAAGGACAUUCACCAACUGGAACAUAACGGUGCUAACUCACAAGACUACCCUAUUGUUGAACACAUUGGUGCUACUAUUAAAAAAAACCUAGAAUGUUUACCCUCUUGGUGCCGUCUGGAAAACCCAGAUACGAAGUUUGAUGGAUUACACGGGUGUCAAUGGCUACCUGUUGCUCGAGAUGGACUAUCAUCACUCAUCCACUUUGUUAUUCUUGCACUUCAUCGACCCUUCAUAUUCUCUUUUGCCAGCAGUCGCACAGAAGCCCUGAAAGCUGGGAUAUCCGUUCUUCACGUACAAGAACGACUAUUUAAACAGUCAGAGCCACACCAGCGCAAGGUGUUUAAUUUUGUCUAUGCUUCUUUUGAUGCGAUUGUUCUCAUUGCAGCACUCUGCCUUGUUUUUCCUAAUGAGGAUCAUGUACAACAAAGAGAGUGUAUUGACGUUGUUAAAAGGGGGAUGCAAAGGCUGAGCAUAAUUGGCCAAUCCAAUUCUAUGGCAGCGUCAGCACAUGAUGUUGUGUGCAGCUUGUACCACCGUUUAGCAUAUCGGUUCGGCAUAUUCGAAACCGCCGAAGACGCUAGACCAUCAUUCACCAACCCAGAAUGGAUCCCUUCCAACAGCAAUACAAAUCUCUCUCAUAUGGCGCCGUCGGAACCUUCUUUUGAUGCCGUUAUACCUCCGCGUCCUACCCAUGACCUAUUCUUCGAUCAUCUUUCAAUAACACAAAUACCAUUCACGGAUACAGCUGACAGUUUUCCCUUGGACCCGCUUACUGUGAACAUUACAGAUAGGUGGAAUUUUGAAGGCGACUUCUCAGAUGCCAGCUUUUGGAGUUUGAUGAACGGACUUAGCCAUUGA
Molecule: messenger RNA, 3066 nt
Organism: Aspergillus affinis
Lineage: Eukaryota; Fungi; Ascomycota; Eurotiomycetes; Eurotiales; Aspergillaceae
Product: transcription factor
Exons: 4
Coding region: 1-3066 (1021 amino acids)
Biological process (GO): DNA-templated transcription
Cellular component (GO): nucleus
Molecular function (GO): GTP binding; zinc ion binding; DNA binding
Source: RefSeq, a predicted model, not a curated record